CCGCAGUCGCCGGCCGAGUGGCCUCCGCGCCCGCCGCGGCCGCUCGGGCUCCCCCAAACAUGUCGGCGCCGCUCGGGCCGCGGGGCCGCCCGGCGGCCGCCCCGGCGGCCUCGCAGCCGCCGCCGCCGCCGCCGCAGCCCGAGAUGCCCGACCUGAGCCACCUCACGGAGGAGGAGAGGAAGAUCAUCCUGGCCGUCAUGGACCGCCAGAAGAAGGAGGAGGAGAAGGAGCAGUCGGUGCUCAAGAUCAAAGAAGAACACAAACCACAACCGACACAGUGGUUUCCCUUUAGUGGGAUCACUGAACUGGUAAAUAACGUUCUUCAGCCCCAGCAAAAACAGCAAAAUGAAAAGGAACCACAGACAAAGCUUCAUCAGCAGUUCGAGAUGUACAAGGAGCAGGUAAAGAAGAUGGGGGAGGAGUCGCAGCAGCAGCAAGAGCAGAAGGGCGACGCCCCCACCUGCGGAAUCUGCCACAAGACCAAGUUUGCUGACGGGUGCGGCCACAACUGUUCCUACUGCCAAACCAAGUUCUGUGCGCGGUGCGGAGGCCGCGUGUCCCUGCGCUCCAACAAGGAGGACAAAGUGGUUAUGUGGGUAUGUAAUUUGUGCCGAAAACAACAAGAAAUCCUCACUAAAUCAGGAGCAUGGUUUUAUAAUAGUGGAUCUAAUACAUCACAGCAACCAGAUCCAAAGGCUCUUCGAGGACUGAGGAAUGAGGAGGCGCCUCAGGAGAAGAAAGCAAAGCUUCACGAACAGGCCCAGUUCCAAGGACCCUCAGGUGACUUAUCUGUACCUGCAGUGGAGAAAAGUCGAUCUCAUGGGCUCACAAGACAGGAUUCUAUUAAAAAUGGGUCAGGAAUGAAGCACCAAAUUGCCAGUGACAUAGCUUCAGACAGGCAAAGAAGUCCUUCGGUGUCUAGAGAUCAGAGCAGGAGGUACGAGCCAAGGGAAGACAGAGAGGACUAUUCACAAUAUGCUCCAUCGGACAGUGCCAUGCUGGGCUCUCCCUCUGACUACCCGGACAUGCGGUCUCAGCGGGAACCCCAGUUUUAUGAAGAUUCUGAUAAUCUAAGUUACAGGGAUUCCAGCAGGAGAAGUCACCGGCAUUCCAAAGAGUACCUUGAAGAUGAUGAGGAUGUGGAGAGCAGAGAUGAGUACGAGAGACAAAGGAGAGAGGAGGAGUACCAGGCGCGCUACCGGAGCGACCCCAACCUGGCCCGUUAUCCAGUGAAGCCACAGCCCUAUGAGGAACAAAUGCGGAUCCAUGCCGAAGUGUCCAGGGCACGGCACGAGAGAAGGCACAGCGAUGUUUCUCUUGCCAACGCUGAGCUGGAAGAUUCCAGGAUUUCCAUGCUGAGGGCUGACCGCUCCCCUAGGCAGAGAUCCAUAUCAGAGCGCAGAGCGGCCUUGGAGAACCAACGGUCUUACUCCAUGGAAAGAACUCGAGAGCCCCAGGGGCCAAGUUCUUAUCCACAAAGGACCACAAACCAUAGCCCUCCCACCCCCAGAAGGAGCCCCAUCCCCAUUGAUAGACCAGACUUGAGACGUGCUGACUCCCUCCGGAAGCAGCAUCAUUUAGACCCUAGCUCCGCGGUCAGGAAAACUAAACGGGAAAAAAUGGAAAGCAUGCUAAGGAAUGAUUCGCUCAGUUCGGACCAGUCCGAGUCAGUGAGACCUCCACCACCAAAGCCUCAUAAAUCAAAGAAAGGAGGUAAAAUGCGCCAGGUAUCAUUGAGCAGUUCAGAGGAAGAAUUAGCUUCCACUCCUGAAUAUACAAGUUGUGAUGAUGUUGAGAUUGAAAGUGAGAGUGUGAGUGAAAAAGGGGACAGUCAAAAGGGAAAAAGAAAAACUAGUGAGCAGGCAGUUCUGUCGGACUCUAACACCAGGUCUGAGAGACAAAAGAAAAUGAUGUACUUUGGUGGCCACUCUUUGGAAGAGGAUUUGGAAUGGUCCGAGCCUCAGAUUAAGGACUCUGGGGUAGAUACGUGUAGUAGCACAACCCUUAACGAAGAACAUAGCCAUAGUGAUAAGCACCCUGUGACAUGGCAACCAUCCAAAGAUGGAGAUCGUUUAAUUGGUCGAAUUUUAUUAAAUAAACGUUUAAAAGAUGGAAGUGUACCUCGAGACUCAGGAGCAAUGCUUGGUUUAAAGGUUGUAGGAGGAAAGAUGACUGAAUCAGGUCGGCUGUGUGCAUAUAUUACCAAAGUGAAAAGGGGAAGUUUAGCUGAUACGGUAGGGCAUCUUAGACCAGGUGACGAGGUGUUAGAGUGGAAUGGAAGGCUAUUGCAAGGAGCCACGUUUGAGGAAGUGUAUAACAUCAUUCUGGAAUCCAAACCUGAACCACAGGCAGAACUUGUGGUUUCAAGGCCCAUUGGAGAUAUCCCUAGAAUACCAGAUAGCACACAUGGACAACUGGAGUCCAGUUCUAGUUCAUUUGAAUCUCAAAAAAUGGAUCGGCCUUCUAUUUCCGUUACCUCACCCCUGAGCCCUGGCAUGUUGCGAGAUGUCCCCCAGUUCCUCUCUGGACAGCUUUCAAGCCAAAGCCUUAGUAGAAGAACAACGCCUUUUGUUCCUAGGGUUCAGAUAAAACUAUGGUUUGACAAGGUUGGUCACCAGUUAAUAGUUACAAUUUUGGGAGCAAUGGAUCUCCCUUCCAGGGAAGAUGGGAGGCCAAGGAAUCCUUAUGUUAAAAUUUACUUUCUUCCAGACAGAAGUGAUAAAAACAAGAGAAGAACUAAAACAGUAAAGAAAACUUUGGAACCCAAAUGGAACCAAACAUUCAUUUAUUCUCCAGUUCACCGAAGAGAAUUUCGGGAACGAAUGUUGGAGAUUACCCUUUGGGAUCAAGCACGAGUUCGAGAGGAAGAAAGUGAAUUCUUAGGAGAGAUCUUAAUUGAAUUGGAAACAGCGUUACUAGAUGAUGAGCCACACUGGUACAAGCUCCAGACCCAUGACGUCUCUUCAUUGCCACUGCCCCACCCUUCUCCAUACAUGCCUCGACGCCAGCUCCAUGGAGAGAGCCCCACACGGAGGCUACAGAGAUCAAAGAGAAUAAGUGAUAGUGAAGUUUCUGACUACGACUGUGAUGAUGGAAUUGGUGUAGUAUCAGGGUCCCCUCAUCGAGUUGAUGUAGCAGGAAGGACUAGAUCAUGGUCCCCCAGCGUCCCUCCUCCACAAAGUCGGAAUGUGGAACAGGGGCUUCGAGGGACACGCUCAGCUACUGGACAUUACAAUACAAUUAGCCGAAUGGAUAGGCAUCGUGUGGCGGAUGACCGUUACUCUCCAGACAGAGAGAGUCAUUUUCUUACUCUACCUCGCUCCAGAUACAGUCAGCCCAUUGAGCGCCACCACAGAGAUGGCAGGGCUUGUGAAGCAGCAGCUAGACAGCCAUAUCACAGAUCCAGAUCAACAGAACAGCGGCCUCUCCCGGAGCGGACCGCCGCCCGCUCCAGAUCCACUGAGCGUCCCGACACAAACCUCAUGAGGUCGAUGCCUUCAUUAAUGACGGGAAGAUCCGCCCCUCCUUCACCCGCCUUAUCGAGGUCACAUCCUCGCACUGGGUCUGUCCAAACAAGCCCAUCAAGUACUCCAGUGGCAGGAAGACGGGGCCGGCAACUUCCACAGCUCCCCACCAAGGGAACACUGGAGAGAACUCUUACUGUGAAUGAUUUCUACUUCUCUGCCUCUUUGCUUGACUUAGAAGGUGCUAUGGAUAUAGAGGAGAGAAAUCGCCAAAUGAAAAUUAACAAAUACAAACAGGUAGCCGGAUCAGAUCCCAGACUGGAACAAGAUUACCAUUCAAAGUAUCGAUCAGGAUGGGAUCCUCAUAGAGGGGCAGAUAAUAUUUCCACUAAAUCCUCGGACAGUGAUGUAAGUGACAUAUCUGCGGUUUCAAGGACUAGUAGUGCUUCUCGUUUCAGCAGCACAAGCUACAUGUCUGUCCAAUCAGAACGGCCCAGAGGAAACAAGAAAAUCAGGCCAAAGGGAAUAGAAGAGGGAGGGACAGAAGGGGCUAAGGACGAAGAGAUAGUUCAUGAGGAGAACGAGGUCAAGGAAGAAAGAAUUAAUGAGAAUGGGCAAGGGAAAGGAAUCGCACAAACAUGUAAUAAGGAGAAACACAGAGAAUCAGGAGACGAGGAAAAAACGCAGGAGAUACCUGAGCAGGGGAAAGAGAAAGAACAGUGGAAUAAAGAGGAUUUACAAAGGCAAUUUUCACAAGACAACGACAGUGUCUUUACCUCCAAAAUGCAAAGCAGACAAAUGGGCAUUUCAGGGAAGAACAUGACCAAAAGCACCAGCAUCAGUGGAGACAUGUGCUCGCUGGAGAAGAAUGACGGCAGCCAGUCGGACACCGCCGUGGGCACCCUGGGCACCAGCGGCAAGAAGCGUCACUCGAGCAUUGGGGCCAAAAUGGUAGCUAUCGUGGGCCUCUCUCGGAAGAGCCGAAGCGCGUCCCAGCUCAGCCAGACCGAGGCAGGGGGUAAGAAGCUCCGGAGCACUGUCCAGAGGAGUACAGAAACAGGCCUAGCUGUGGAAAUGAGAAACUGGAUGACUCGACAGGCAAGCCGGGAAUCAACAGACGGCAGCAUGAAUAGCUACAGCUCGGAAGGAAAUCUUAUUUUUCCCGGUGUCCGCUUGGCCUCUGACAGUCAAUUCAGUGAUUUUCUGGAUGGCCUUGGCCCUGCUCAGCUCGUUGGGCGCCAGACUCUGGCUACACCUGCAAUGGGUGACAUUCAGGUGGGAAUGAUGGACAAAAAGGGACAGUUGGAGGUAGAAAUCAUUCGGGCCCGUGGCCUUGUUGUAAAACCAGGUUCCAAGACACUGCCAGCACCAUAUGUCAAGGUGUAUCUGUUAGAUAAUGGAGUCUGCAUAGCCAAAAAGAAAACAAAAGUGGCAAGAAAAACGCUGGAACCUCUUUACCAGCAGCUAUUAUCCUUCGAAGAGAGUCCCCAAGGGAAGGUUUUACAGAUUAUCGUCUGGGGAGAUUACGGCCGCAUGGAUCACAAAUCUUUCAUGGGAGUGGCCCAGAUCCUAUUAGAUGAACUGGAGCUAUCCAACAUGGUGAUCGGCUGGUUCAAACUUUUCCCCCCAUCCUCCCUGGUUGAUCCAACUUUGGCCCCGCUUACAAGAAGAGCUUCCCAGUCAUCUCUGGAAAGCUCAACUGGACCUUCUUAUUCUCGUUCAUAGCAGCUGUCGGAACUGUUGUCAUAGCAACCAGCGUUACAAAAAAAGUGAAAAAAAAAAAAGAAACCAAGAAAAUCACAGGUCGCAAACCCUGGUAACACUGCAUGCUUUACUGUUGUGUCUUCGGAGCCUGUUUCUCGGGAUACGGAGCGAUCCUGUGUUCUCAGAGGAAGUCGCACACAUUGUGCGCUAAAAGAAGGUUCUCAGGGGAAAGAGCAGAGCCAGGAAGAACCUUCAGCUUUGCAGUUCAAUCACCUUCAAGUUCUGGUCCAAUCUGAAGCCAUGGAUUAAUCUCAAAGAAUCAGUUCGUUUCAUGCAACAAAUGCCCUUUUCAAUGGCACCUUUAUUUUUUAUCGUUCCUUUUCUUCAUUGCUCUGGCCCCCUCCUGUACCAUCGCCCCUACCCCAAACCCCCGUUUUGCCACAGAAAUGCAGCUCUACGGCCCUUGCACCAUGUUACAAGUCAAGGGAGGAAAUUCAUCGGGGAAAAGCAAGAGACCCCAGAAACGGUCCAGGACAAAGGGUCUGCCCGCCUCUGGCCAGGGACCAGGAGUGAUGAGCUGCCCAGGACCAGUGGCAGUCUUCUGAGCUCCAGCGGGCCCACCCUCUCCAUGCCAAGUUGUGUUGGACUCUGAAUAUCAAAAUUCUGUGGCUACACUGUACUGAAUGAAAUUAAAGAAACUUUUUUUUGCAUGGACACUGAUUAGCUGAAUACUUAAAUUAUUUUCUUGGGGCUGCACCUUGCAAAAAAAAAAAAGAAAGAAAAAAGAAAAAAUCAGCCAUUUUCAACAAUUUAUAUUAUUUUUAAAAAAUAAAUUUCACUAGUGCAUGAUUUUAAAAGGGGGAGAGAAUGCAACAGGGUGAUACAAAGACACACCAUGUUUAUUCUUUAAACUAACCAGAGUCUGUGUUUUGGCAGACAUUACAAAUAAAAAUACUUUAUAGAAGAUAACGUAAAAUUCUCUUUAUGUGACAAAUAAGUACAAUAUAUUCGAUUUGUUUCCAUGUUAAAUAUAAAAAAAAAUCUUCUGAGGUUCAAUAUGUGAAAAUUGUUGACAUCUUCUCUAGCUCACUUUUCGUCUUUUCCUUCUUUGAUGCUUUUCUUUCUCCCUACCAGAGUGAAUAUUCAAUUUAAAAAUUACAAGUUUUUGACCUGAUACUCUCUUCUACCCCAUUUUUGAUUCAGAGAUGUAGAAGCUCCUGAAUUUUUUAGUUUCAGGUGGGGGCGGGGGAAUAAAGAACUUAAUUUCAAGCAUGUUGAAAAGGAUUUGGCAACAUGACUUGGGAGUUCAUUAAAGUAAGUCCGCAUGUAUUUAAUAAGGAAGAUAUUUGAACUUUUGCAAUCUGUUGUGUAGUGCAUGGUGAUUUUCUUUUCGCCUUCAAAGUUCAGUUUACAGAAAAAUACAAAAAUCAUAUGGCCAUUGUAAUGUUUAUAAUAAAUUUGUUUUUUAACACCAGCAUUAUUCAUAUGGGGAUUCAAGUAUUCUUUCUAGAAAGUCUUUGGUUUUGUUUUUUUAAUUGAGGAAAGCAAUUUCUUUAGCCAGUUUCCAUUUAUUCUGAAUAGAAACAGUGCUAAAGUUUUGGAGCUCUUUCACACAGGGCUAUUUAUUAAUUCAUUUUUCUUCAGUAAAACUCAAUUUUUCACAAGUUAUAUUUCUAAGGAAAUAUAGUAAACAAAUUUGCAACAAAUAAUUUUAAAGCUCCAAUUUUUAAGUGACUCAAAAAAAAGUCCAUCUGCCUGCUAAUAGUUCUUUGAUGUCAUCACCAAAAGUCUACACCCAAAUCCCCAAACGUCACCCCCUGCCCUUGAUUUUACAGUUUUACCACUGGGAGUUGCUACGAGGUCAAUUUUUUUUAAGUUCCCCCAUUUAGAGGAAAAGUCACUAGUUAAUGUAAUAACCACCCAACUUUUUUGACUCUUUUGAGCGCACUGUGAUAAACUCAUUCUUAUCAAUUCCAUAGGUGGUUUAUUUGUUUGCAGUCACUUCCAAAAUCCACAUACAUGCCAUUGGUUUAUGUUAAGGCCAUGCACAAAAAUUUCUUUCUUUUUCUUUUCCUCCAUUUUAAACUUAAGGCUGACCAUUAAGAACUCUCAUGCCUGAUAAUGGUGCAAAAGUCCAAAUGAGUAUCAUUAACAAUGCCUUCUCUCUAUGUGGUGCAAUAUGAAAUAAACCAAGACUGUCUCGACAUCCUGAGAUCUCCAGCGGGCCCGGGUAGAGUUGUUCCAGGGACGGAUAAAAGUUGGUUAAGAUCAUUUAGACACUCGUGUACCAGCGACAAUUGAUUUAAAAGACCCAUAGUGUCUACUCUCUCCCUUAGAAGAAACGUUUACCAUUUUCCUGACACCAAGAUGCUGUCACAUCAUCUUUUGUGCAUAUUCCUACAUAAAUUAUUUCUAA
Messenger RNA from Sorex fumeus (smoky shrew), 7584 nucleotides. It is a transcript of the gene RIMS2, whose product is annotated as regulating synaptic membrane exocytosis 2. The coding region runs from base 60 to 5189 and encodes 1709 amino acids. Gene Ontology annotation, biological process: intracellular protein transport; regulation of synaptic plasticity; regulation of membrane potential. NCBI's taxonomy places the organism in Eukaryota, Metazoa, Chordata, Mammalia, Eulipotyphla, Soricidae. The transcript has 33 exons. Gene Ontology annotation, molecular function: small GTPase binding; transmembrane transporter binding. The record is from RefSeq and is a predicted model, not a curated record. Gene Ontology annotation, cellular component: cytoskeleton of presynaptic active zone; presynaptic membrane.